AUGACCUCUAGAGUUGUUGUAACCGGCCUAGGAGCACUCACUCCAAUAGGUAAGACGGUUCAGGAGUCAUGGACAAAUUUGCUGCGUGGAAAAUCCGGGAUUCGCCCCGUUUCGGAGCUACCUGGUUUCAAAGAGUAUGAAUCACCCUGUCCAGCUAGUGUCGGUGUAGCGAACGUCUCCGACUUUAACGCUUCCGAUUAUGGAACCUUAUUCACUUCCCAAGACCUCAGGAGAAUGAGUACCUUCACUCAAUUUGCAAUCGUGGCUGCUCAAGAAGCUUUGAUCGAUGCUGGCUUGCUGAACAACCUCAAGGAUCUCAAUGCAGAAAGGUUUGGGUGCGUGAUUGGCUCAGGAACCGCAUCGAUUCAGGACAUGUACGAUUCAAUCUUGGCAUUCGAUCGAGGGAAAAGAUUAUCUCCCACCUUUGUACCUAAGAUUUUGGCCAAUAUGGCUUGCGGUAACAUUUCAAUCAAGUAUCAAUUAAAAGGUGUGUCACAUUGCGCUUCCACUGCUUGUGCUACAGGAAAUAAUGCAAUCGGCGAUGCUUACAACUUUAUAAGACUUGGGUACAACGACCUUUGUCUUGCAGGCGCAAGUGAAGCCUGUGUGCAUCCUUUAGCACUUUCCGGUUUCUUGAGGGCGAAAAGCAUCACAGCUGAUGGUGUUUCGAGACCCUUUGACGCUCGUAGAAGUGGCUUUGUUCUUGGCGAAGGUGCAGGCUUGUUGGUGCUGGAGUCCUUGGAACACGCACAAAAACGAGGAGCUCGCAUUUAUGCCGAAGUGGAAGGUUAUGGCUUGACUAGCGAUGCCUAUCACAUAACUUCGCCGUCUGAAAAUGGAGACGGUGCAAGACGGGCCAUGAAAAUGGCCUUGAACCGACUCGAUCCCAAAGAGGUUGACUACGUAAACGCGCAUGCCACCUCAACGAUACUUGGCGACAGAGCAGAAAUGCAAGCCAUGAAUCAAGUAUUUGCGGAACACCCACGAGACAAGCUUUUGAAGGUUUCCAGUAACAAAGGAUCCAUGGGCCAUCUGCUAGGCGCUGCAGGGGCAGUGGAGAGUAUUUUCACCAUAAAGUCGCUGCAAGAUGGCGUAGUACCGCAUACGCUGAAUCUAGAAACCGCUGGAGGAGCCGCUGGCGACGACCCAAAAGCAUGGCAGCUGCUGGAUUUGGUGCAGGGAAAACCGGUUGCACUAGAAAUGCGGUACGCGCUGACGAAUAGUUUUGGAUUUGGCGGCAUCAAUUCGUCACUGUUGUUUAGAAAGUGGGAGGAUUAA
Messenger RNA from Lachancea meyersii CBS 8951, 1278 nucleotides. Lineage: Eukaryota; Fungi; Ascomycota; Saccharomycetes; Saccharomycetales; Saccharomycetaceae. The record is from the annotation of a GenBank genome assembly.